CUCUCCUCCUCCAGGCUCUCUCGUGCCGGACAGGGAUAGCGCAAGCUAGGAAGCAGCUAGAGGUGACGCCGGGCAUUUACGCCUGUGGCAGAGCCUAGCCAGAGUAGAGCGGAUCGCUGAACGCUACGCAGAGGAGCAGCGGGAGUGUCAAGCUCGCAGUCGCCGAGCCGAGCCUGUUCCUGCCCCCGACCCGCCGAAGACUCCAAACAGUAGAGACCCCCGGACAACUGAGGUGAUGGCUUCUUCGACUCCUUCUUCGUCCGCAACCUCCUCGAACGCUGGAGCAGAUCCCAAUACCACCAAUCUGCGCCCCACAACAUAUGACACUUGGUGCGGCGUGGCCCAUGGAUGUACCAGAAAACUGGGGCUGAAGAUCUGCGGCUUUUUGCAAAGGACCAACAGCCUGGAAGAGAAGAGCCGCCUCGCGAGCGCCUUCAAGGAGAGGCAGUCCUCCAAGAACCUGCUUUCCUGUGAAAACAGUGACCGGGAGGCCCGGUUCCGACGCACAGAGACAGACUUCUCCAACCUGUUUGCCCGAGAUCUGCUUCCAGCAAAGAAUGGGGAGGAGCAAACUGUGCAGUUCCUACUGGAAGUAGUGGACAUACUCCUCAACUAUGUCCGUAAGACAUUCGAUCGCAGCACCAAGGUGCUGGACUUUCACCACCCACACCAGUUGCUGGAAGGCAUGGAGGGCUUUAACUUGGAGCUGUCUGACCACCCUGAGUCCCUGGAGCAGAUCCUGGUUGACUGCAGAGACACAUUGAAAUAUGGAGUUCGAACAGGUCAUCCUCGAUUUUUCAACCAGCUCUCCACAGGAUUGGAUAUCAUUGGCUUAGCCGGCGAAUGGCUGACAUCAACUGCCAAUACCAAUAUGUUUACAUAUGAAAUUGCACCAGUGUUUGUACUCAUGGAGCAAAUAACACUUAAGAAAAUGAGAGAAAUAAUUGGAUGGUCAAGCAAAGAUGGCGAUGGGAUAUUUUCUCCUGGGGGAGCCAUAUCCAACAUGUACAGCAUCAUGGCUGCUCGCUACAAGUACUUCCCGGAAGUUAAAACAAAGGGCAUGGCCUCCGUGCCCAAACUGGUCCUCUUCACCUCAGAACACAGUCACUACUCCAUAAAGAAAGCUGGGGCUGCACUUGGCUUUGGAACUGACAACGUGAUUUUGAUAAAGUGCAAUGAAAGGGGGAAGAUAAUUCCAGCUGAUUUGGAGGCAAAAAUUCUUGAAGCCAAGCAAAAGGGAUUUGUCCCUCUUUAUGUCAACGCAACUGCUGGCACAACUGUUUAUGGAGCUUUUGAUCCAAUACAGGAGAUUGCAGAUAUAUGUGAGAAAUACAACCUUUGGCUGCAUGUCGAUGCUGCCUGGGGCGGUGGGCUGCUCAUGUCCAGGAAGCACCGCCAUAAACUCAGCGGCAUAGAAAGGGCCAGCUCAGUCACCUGGAACCCUCACAAGAUGAUGGGCGUGCUGCUGCAGUGCUCCGCCAUUCUGGUCAGGGAAAAGGGUAUACUCCAAGGAUGCAACCAGAUGUGUGCAGGGUACCUCUUCCAGCCAGACAAGCAGUAUGAUGUCUCCUAUGAUACUGGCGACAAGGCAAUUCAGUGUGGCCGCCAUGUGGACAUCUUCAAGUUCUGGCUCAUGUGGAAAGCAAAGGGCACAGUGGGAUUUGAAAAUCAGAUCAACAAAUGUCUUGAACUGGCUGAAUACUUGUAUGCCAAGAUUAAAAACAGAGAAGAAUUUGAGAUGGUCUUCAAUGGUGAGCCUGAGCACACAAAUGUCUGCUUCUGGUAUAUUCCACAAAGCCUCAGGGGUCUUCCAGAUAGUCCUGAGCGACAGGAAAAACUCCACAGGGUGGCUCCAAAGAUCAAAGCUCUCAUGAUGGAGUCGGGCACAACCAUGGUUGGCUACCAGCCUCAGGGGGACAAGGCCAACUUCUUCCGAAUGGUCAUCUCAAACCCAGCUGCUACCCAAUCUGACAUCGACUUCCUCAUUGAGGAGAUAGAAAGACUGGGCCAGGAUCUGUAACUGCCCUUUACAGAACAGGAGUUGAUGGGAAUUCCCUUUCCUUUGGCAAUCUAGGUCAAACCUCUAUCCAUUGCUGAAACACCUCUGCCAUUUCACUGAAGGAAAACAUAAUAUUUUGAAGAAUAGUUGUUACAACCUUACUGAAGCUUGUUUGUUAGAGUUAGCAGGAAAUAAUGUUCUUUUUUAUUUAAAAAAAGUUGCACAUUAGAAACACAGUAUAUAUGUACAGUUAUAUAUACCUCUCUCU
This is a messenger RNA of Castor canadensis (American beaver), 2267 nucleotides long. RefSeq names its product glutamate decarboxylase 1 (gene Gad1). Lineage: Eukaryota; Metazoa; Chordata; Mammalia; Rodentia; Castoridae. Gene Ontology annotation, molecular function: glutamate decarboxylase activity; pyridoxal phosphate binding. Gene Ontology annotation, biological process: GABA biosynthetic process. Gene Ontology annotation, cellular component: presynaptic active zone; cytoplasm. The record is from RefSeq and is a predicted model, not a curated record.